Messenger RNA from Colletotrichum chrysophilum, 1782 nucleotides. RefSeq lists its product as uncharacterized. The transcript has 3 exons. Bases 1 to 1782 code for a protein of 593 amino acids. NCBI's taxonomy places the organism in Eukaryota, Fungi, Ascomycota, Sordariomycetes, Glomerellales, Glomerellaceae. The record is from RefSeq and is a predicted model, not a curated record. Gene Ontology annotation, molecular function: FAD binding; oxidoreductase activity.
AUGAUUCAGAAGUCAGUUCUUGCUCUCGCCGGCGCUCUGCUCGCUCAUAACGUUCUCGCUGGCGAACUUGUUCCCCGGACAUGGCAGGGCCAGGAGUACGGCUGCAGAUCCUACUUCGGCGAUGAUUGCUGGCCCAAGGCAGAAGCCUGGGCAAAUCUUAAUGCCACUGUGAAUGGGAAUUUGGCUGUCCAUGUCCCUCCUGAGGCGGUGUGUCACAACACCUUUGAAGGAACCCUCGGCAACAUCUCGACAUAUGAUGCCGCAAAGUGUGCUGAAGUAACUGCGAACUGGGACAAGGAGCAGUGGACGACCGAUCAACCCGGCGCCGUUUUAUGGAAAUACUUCACUAACACAACCUGUCUACCAACCCAAGACCCCACGCAGCCCUGCACCUUGGGAUACUACGGCGUCUACGUGGUGACAGCUACCAAGAAGGACCACAUCAAAGCCGGCGUCGACUUCGCGCGCGAGAACAACCUCCGCCUCAUCAUCCGCAACACAGGCCACGACUUCAUCGGUCGCAGUGUAGGCUGGGGUUCCCUCAUCAUCAACACCCACAGCUUCCAGGAUAUCACGUUCAGCGACACGUGGGCCGGUCCCGGGAACUACACCGGAGGGACCGUCACCGUCGGCGCCGGCGUGCAAGGCCGCGCUCUGCUCUGCGCAGCCAACGCCCAAGACCCGCCCCUCCUCGUCGUCACGGGCGAGUGCCCGACCGUCGGCGUUGCGGGCGGCCUCGUCCAGGGCGGCGGCCAUGGCCCGUUGACACCACUCCACGGCAUGGCCGCCGACAACGCGCUCGAGUUCGAGGCAAUCACUGCCGACGGAGAGUACGUCAUCGCCAACGCUGACGAGAACCCCGACCUGUUCUUCGGGCUCAAGGGGGGCGGCCCUUCGUCGUACGCCGUCGUCACAUCCGUCACCUUCCGCACGUACGCGGAAGAGAAGGCGGCUGGGGGCGUGUUGUACAUCAACAGCACGCUGACAGAGGACGAAGACGUGUUCUGGGAGGGCGUACGCGUGUUCCACAAGUGGUCGAACCACCUCGUAGACCACGGGCUGUACGUCUACUUUGAACUCGGUGCGAUGAUGCUCGAGGUGCAGCCUUUUGUGGCUGUGGGCAAGACGCAGGGCGAGCUGGACAAGAUUCUUGAGCCGAUGAUUGCGGAGCUGAAGGCGAACAAUGUGUCAUUUGAGCAUUCUACCAAGGAAUUCGCGACGUUCUUUGACUUAUACAUCGAUCUCUUCCAGGACGAGGAGGCAGGCAGACACACAUUGACUGGUGGAUGGCUGUUCGCUCACUCCGAUGUCGAGAAGCGCAAUGACCAGAUUGUCGACGCUUUCAAGACGGUGAUCAGUCCGAGGGAGGACUUGAAGGGCUUGGGGUACAUCGUGGGACACUUGUUCGACGCAGGACACAGCUGGCCCGAAGCCAACAGCGCGACGCACCCGGUCUGGAGAAACGGCACAGACUUUGUCAUCAGCGUUCUUUUUGUGCCAGUGGGUGCGACUUUGAAACAGAAGGCGGAUUUGCAGGAUGUUUUGACGAAUAUCCAAGACGAGGCUUUGCGGCAAGCCGGACCUGAUGGUGCCACAUACGUGAAUGAGGCCGACCCCUAUCAGGCUAACUGGCAAGAACAUUUCUGGGGUCCGCUGUAUCCUGCCCUGUUUGACCUGCGCAAGAAGUGGGAUCCAGAGGGUGUUUUAUACGCCGUCUCCACGCCUGGGACGGAGGGCUGGGAGGAGAUCGAGUAUGGUACGAGACUGUGCAAGAAGCUGUAA